Messenger RNA from Fusarium sp. VM40, 951 nucleotides. The record is from the annotation of a GenBank genome assembly. Lineage: Eukaryota; Fungi; Ascomycota; Sordariomycetes; Hypocreales; Nectriaceae.
AUGGAAAGAGUACAGAAACGCAACCACGAUUGGACUCACCAGAGGCAUCACAUAGAUAAGUCCUUCAUAACUCUUAGUUACAAUACUAGGGGUAUACUACCUCUUCUGCUAAGUGUUUUCUACGAGCUUCGUAUUGAGUGUAACGCUGUCACUCCUUGGCUUCAGGGAACUUUGGCAGCAAUCAAGCAUGUGGCUGGCGAUAACGUGAACGUGGUUGGGCGUAUGUGCAUGGAACGUUCGCCUCGAGUGGCGUUUUUAUGGCUCGGUUGCAUCAUACUAGGCCUACAGGACAAGAUUCUCCAGAGAGUUCAUUUUGGACAGAUUCCGGUUGACAUCCACUCCGCCGCAUGGUCGGGAACGGUUCAAUCCUUUAUUCAGCAACGUGUGUCCCACCCUCUCACAACAGAUGGGCGUAUCUCUCGCGCGGAUGAGUGUCGACUUCUUUUCCUUUCUCAGUCAGACGACCACGUUCGGAUCCCUGUCUGUCAAUGGAAACCAUUUGGCAAAACUCCGGUCGAGGAUGUCGACACGGAGGUCCGAGUUCAUCACCAAUGCGAAGAUCAUUGGCUUCAAUAUGAGGGUAUCGAUUGGGAAUGCGAGGAUGGCAACUUUGAAUUCCAGUCAUCGCAAAAUGAAGGCAGUCGGAACGUUUCAGGCGAAUCCUUGGUACGGCAGGCCAAUAUUACGUCCGAUGGAGUCUCACACUACGAAGAACUGGAUCGGGAUCGGGAAGCUAUCUCGCAGAACGCAACACGCAGCAUCUUUGGUUGGUUGCGUUUGGACGGCUAUGCGAAGGGCGAACGGAAUAUAUGGAACCAUGAGUGGUUUGAUAUGUCUGAAUCCGACGACGAUAUGGAAGAUGAUGAAAAUACAUCCAUUGUCUCAGCCCAACCUUCGUCGCGGGUAGAGAGUUGGGUUUUGAACACGGAGACUUCCACGAGUGGUUCCUAG